This is a messenger RNA of Neoarthrinium moseri, 696 nucleotides long. RefSeq lists its product as uncharacterized. Gene Ontology annotation, molecular function: structural constituent of ribosome. NCBI's taxonomy places the organism in Eukaryota, Fungi, Ascomycota, Sordariomycetes, Amphisphaeriales, Apiosporaceae. The transcript is spliced from 4 exons. The coding region runs from base 1 to 696 and encodes 231 amino acids. The record is from RefSeq and is a predicted model, not a curated record. Gene Ontology annotation, biological process: translation. Gene Ontology annotation, cellular component: ribosome.
AUGUCCUACUUUGCAGUCGAUGGCGGUGUCAAUGCGCGGACGGCCCGGUUGCGACUCGAAUCGAAAUUUCCAGGAGUGAAGCUCUACGAAGCUGCUCCAGAGUCGCAUACCAGACAUUCACGACGAGCGAUCUCGACGACAACACGGCUGUUUAAGAGCCAGGCGCAACGAAAACAGAGUCCGCGUCGCUCUCCUCUUGCCAAGCCGAGCCGGAUUUCUCCCACGACGGCUCAAUACAGCACAAUGGCGCCCAUCACGUCCUCAGCCCGGGUAGCUCUGUCCAGAGCCACUUGCUCGGCGCGGACAGCGACCGCCAACACGCAGUGCCUGUUUACCAAGAGAACCUUCACAACCCUCCCGACCCUCCGCCCGACCCUGAACUGCCCAUCGCGAACGAGCGGCGUCUUCCGCCAAUCGACCCCGAGCCUCUCGCUCUCGCCCAGCAUCCUCUCCACGGCAAGCUCGGAAGACGCGACGGGGGCAACGCUGGACCUUGUCCCCCGCGGUGCCAUCACGUCGCAUCCGGCACUGGGCGUCGGGUCGCAGAUCCGCUGCGGGCCGCGCCCGACCAUGGCCAAGACGAGUCGACUCAUUCGCAAGCGCAGACAUGGAUUCCUCAGCCGCGUGCGGACGCGGACGGGUCGCCGCACGCUGCAGAGGAGGCGGACUAAGGGCCGGCAUACGCUGUCCAACUAG